This is a messenger RNA of Schistocerca americana (American grasshopper), 519 nucleotides long. RefSeq names its product ejaculatory bulb-specific protein 3-like. The transcript is spliced from 2 exons. Lineage: Eukaryota; Metazoa; Arthropoda; Insecta; Orthoptera; Acrididae. The record is from RefSeq and is a predicted model, not a curated record. Bases 54 to 443 code for a protein of 129 amino acids.
GCUUUUCGCGUACUGGGCAGCCUCUCCGAUCCAGCCAGACGCAUCUCGCCACCAUGGUCCGCUCCACGUUCUUUGUCCUAACCGCCGUGCUGGCGCUGGCCGCGGCGGAGAACCGCCUGCUCUCGCAGCUGGACAACAUCAACGUCGACGAGGUGCUGGCAGACCCGGCCAGGGUGGACGCCGCCGUCAGAUGCUUCCUCAGCGACACAGACCAGGACUGCAACGUCCGCUCCAAAGUCGUCAAGAGUCUUAUAUCGGAGAUGGUGAAGACCAACUGCGGUGAAUGUUCGGACGGGCAGAAGGCUGGCGUCGCCAAGUUCCUGGCGUUCAUCUCGAAAAACAAGCCAGAAGAGAUGAAGAAGCUGCUCGCCAAAUACGACCCCAACGGCGAGGCUCUCGCCAAGUAUGGUGACAGCUGGAGGCAGAAGGGCAUUACCGUCUGAAGAUGAAAAGACUCACUUAUAUUACACUGUCUGUAUGUUCAUAAGUAAAAUAAAAUGAAAACAUACAUUUUGGCUA